GAGGUAUCUCGCCCAACGAGUCAUGCUGUUAGUUGCACCUUUCGUUUCUCAUGUCUCAAGUUUCUCCUUUAGGCUUGUUUACAGGCGCAGAUAACAUGAAGACUCCUCUAACACCAUUAUUCUCAGGGACUGUUUUACUUGAAAAGUGACAGUGGGAAAACCCUGGACUCUUUUGGGUUGUUGCAAAGGAAGAGUGAUCCAGGGCUUGACCAGGGCUGGCAUCCACCGAGACGGAGAAAAGGAGGUUAUGAGCAGCGGUUUGAUCAAGAGCCUGUUUUCUCUGCUUCUGCACUUUACCAUUAACUAUCCAAGUACACUACCGACACCUCUUAACACCUCAAUGCAUUCAGUGAACAUGAAGCACAUUCUGAAAUGGAGCCCCUUGCAGGUGUCCUGCUCCACUGUCAACUACUCUGUGCAAUUUCAAGGGGAGUAUGAGUUCUACAAACUUAAUGGAACAUGGAUGAAUGCGUAUGACUGCCAAGAGAUCAGUGAAAACAGGUGUGAUCUCACCCAUGACCUGGCCUCCAACUCUGACUACAGCAUCCGCAUAAACACAAACUGUGAUGGACAAAAGUCAUGGACACAACUACCAGCGACUUUCAACAGGAGAGACACAGUGUUGCUGGCUCCGAAAAUGACCGUGAAUGUGGAGCGGGAUCCCAUCCAGGUGGGCUUCAGUACAACACUUUCUGAUAUGACCGUCAACCUUAAAGUCUGGAAGGAGGGGGACGAACAGAAUACCUUAAUUUAUGCGAUCAGAGCUUAUCCCUAUCAUUUUUCCAUUGCCGCGCAUCGAGGGCGAGAGAAGAUGUGCUUCAGGGCAGAAGCAGUAGUGGAAGCCAUUAACAAGAUCUGCAGCAUUGACACGCAGUGCGUCACCAUUCCUGAGCACACAUCUGACUUUGUGAAGCCGACGAUAGUAAGCGUCGCUGUAGUAGUUGCGGUCGCCAUGGCCUUUAUUCUGGGAUGGUCGGCAACACAUUUUGGUCCACAGAUCAAAGAGAUUUGCCACAGGGAGCCCAUUCCCAGUGUACUGCUUGAUGACUGGCCCACCAGAACACCCAUCCUUUGUGCUGAUGUUUCACUGCUGGAGCCCACAGAACUCCUUCUGCUGCCAAGAGUGCAGGUGGAGGGAACAGUUUGAGUGAGGUGGAGCACAGAACCAGUAGCGGCCUUUGCUAUGUUUCACCUUUUUCACUUAAAAUGGGCCUCUGAACAGAAGGGCCUCCUCUUCCACUUGAAAAAGUGCCUCAGAGUUGCGAAGGCCGCCUCUUCGCAGGACACGAGUUGAAACUUCUGACUGAAUUACUAAAAAGUACCUGAAGCACUGAUGUCACGUGCAGAUGGACUGCAGUUACUAACAGCUCGACCUUCUUAAUUUAGACAGAAGAAAUGGCGAGUGAGAUGUUUUGGACUGGGCGUUGAAAUGAUUCAGAUCGCCUCUUGUUGGAAAAUGGGACAAAUGAAAGUUAUUGAUUUCAUGCUGUAUGCACAGCGAGGUAACAGUGUGGUGCUCUUUAUUGACAUCUGUUUUUAUGUUUUGUAAUAAGUGUUAAAAAUUGAUUUUU
Messenger RNA from Rhinichthys klamathensis goyatoka, 1571 nucleotides. It is a transcript of the gene il20rb, whose product is annotated as cytokine receptor family member B16. The record is from RefSeq and is a predicted model, not a curated record. The coding region runs from base 248 to 1147 and encodes 299 amino acids. Lineage: Eukaryota; Metazoa; Chordata; Actinopteri; Cypriniformes; Leuciscidae. Gene Ontology annotation, molecular function: interleukin-20 binding. The transcript has 7 exons.